Orycteropus afer afer is the source of this 1521-nucleotide messenger RNA. The record is from RefSeq and is a predicted model, not a curated record. Lineage: Eukaryota; Metazoa; Chordata; Mammalia; Tubulidentata; Orycteropodidae.
AUGGAGCCCGCCGGCCCGGCCCCCGGCCGCCUCGGGCCGCUGCUCUGCCUGCUCCUUGCCGCGUCCUGCGCCAGGCCAGGAGUGACAGGUGAAGAACUGAAGGUGAUACAACCUGAGAGGGUGUCGGUCGCAGCUGGAGAAGCGGUCACUCUGUCCUGCUCUGUCUCUGCUCUGGUUCCCGUGGGACCCAUCCAGUGGUUCAGGGGGACUGGGCCAGAUCGGCAGUUAAUCUACAGUUUCAAAGGAGGCCUAGACCCCAUUCGCCUCUUCCCCCGGGUGAGAAAUGUUACGGACACCACACAAAGAGGCAACAUGGACUUUUCCAUCCGCAUCACUAACAUCACCCCAGCAGACGCUGACACCUACUUCUGUGUGAAGUUCACAAAAGGAUCCCCUGAUGACGUCGAGUUUAAGUCUGGUGUCGGGACACAGGUGACUGUGAGUGCCAAGCCCUCUGCCCCCGUGGUAUCGGGCCCCUCGGCGAGGACCACACCUGGGCAGACAGUGAGCUUCACCUGCGAGUCUCACGGCUUCUCCCCCAGAGAUGUCACCCUGAAGUGGUUCAAAAAUGGGAAUGAGCUCCCAGCCCUCCAGACCAAGGUGGUCCCACCAGACAACAGUGUCUCCUACAACAUCUCCAGCAGGACUCAGGUGUUGCUGACCUCAGAUGACGUCCACUCUCAGGUCAUCUGCGAGGUGGCCCACACUACCUUGCAGGGUUCUCUUCGUGGGACGGCCAACUUGUCUGACACCAUUCGAGUUCCGCCCACCUUGGAGGUUACCCAUCUCCCCAUUGAAGGGAACCAGGUGAACGUCACCUGCCAGGUGAAGAAGUUCUACCCCAAGAACCUACAGCUGACCUGGUUGGAGAAUGGAAAUGUGUCCCGAACAGAUUCAGCCUUGGUCCCCACCGAGGACAAGGACGGGACCUAUAGCCUGAAGAGCUGGACCCUGGUGAACUCAUCUGUCCACAGGGAGGAUGUGGUGCUCACCUGCCAGGUGGUGCAUGACGGGCAGCCAGCAGUCACCAAAAACCAGACCCUGAAGGUCACUGCCCCCCCGAAGGACCACAGCACAGAGUCAACCUCUGAUGAUCCUGACCAGAACAAGAAGAUCUUUAUUGCAGUGGGCGUGGUAUGUGCCUUGCUGGUCGCCCUGCUCAUUGCAGCCCUCUACCUCCUCCGAAUCCGACAGAAGAAAGCCAAGGGCUCCACCUCUUCUACAAGGUUGCAUGAGCCCGAGAAGAAUGCCAGAGAAGUAACCCAGAUCCAGGAUACAAACGACAUCACCUAUGCAGACCUGAACCUGCCCAAGGGGAAGAAAUCUGCGCCCCGGGCCGCUGAACCCAACAAUCACACGGAGUAUGCCAGUAUCCAGACUGGCCCGCCACCUGGACCAGAGGACACCCUCACCUACGCCGACCUGGACAUGGUGCACCUCAACCGGGCCUCCAAGCAGCCCACCCCCAAGCCUGAGCCCUCCUUCUCAGAGUACGCCAGCGUCCAGGUCCAGAGGAAGUGA